AUGUUUGGGGAUCGUCCGAUCACAGUAUUCAAACAGCCACUCAAGCUGUUCUCCCAGCAGCCUAUGACUGGGUUCUUCCGUGACGGCUACUGUCGCACCGGCGGAGGCAUCGAUCCGGGCAACCAUGCCGUGGCCGGUAUCGUUACUGACGAGUUCCUUGAUUUCUCCGCCUCACACGGGAACGACCUACGCCAGGCAUAUCGUGGCGGUAGGAUUACGAAUCUGGGCGUUCCCCGCGUCGACUUGGACGCCACGGAAGACAGUGCGCUAGUGAUGGUCGACAUGGAUGCUUUCAGGCAGUUUGCCGUCCGGCAUAAUCAGUCGAAUGUGAAUGGGAGCGGAAGUGGUGCUACGUGA
Messenger RNA from Daldinia decipiens, 357 nucleotides. RefSeq lists its product as uncharacterized. NCBI's taxonomy places the organism in Eukaryota, Fungi, Ascomycota, Sordariomycetes, Xylariales, Hypoxylaceae. The coding region runs from base 1 to 357 and encodes 118 amino acids. The transcript is spliced from 2 exons. The record is from RefSeq and is a predicted model, not a curated record.